Molecule: messenger RNA, 2417 nt
Organism: Perkinsus marinus ATCC 50983
Lineage: Eukaryota; Perkinsozoa; Perkinsida; Perkinsidae
Product: equilibrative nucleoside transporter, putative
Exons: 1
Coding region: 701-1981 (426 amino acids)
Biological process (GO): nucleoside transmembrane transport
Cellular component (GO): plasma membrane
Molecular function (GO): nucleoside transmembrane transporter activity
Source: RefSeq, a predicted model, not a curated record
CCACAUUACAACAGCGACUACGCGCAUUGAAAUCGCCAAAAUGGUCAGCAUCGCAAGAAGCUGGGGUCAACUCUAGCAGAAGUGAUUCGAUUUGGCGACCGAGCUUGGUCACUCGCAGGUUCCGACCAUUCUGAGAAAAUGUUCUUGGUAACUGACAGGUUUCUUCUAGUGGCCUAGGUCACCUAGGGCACACAGGUUUAUCCCUUCACCUAGACUAGGUGACGGGAUAGAUGCAACUUUCAGCCCGGGGGGAUGGUUAUUGCCGGAGUAGUGAGCCAAUAGCACAGUAUAGAGAAUUCUCGGCAGUAUCACGUCCUCAACCUCCUCACAGAGAGAUUGGUUCUACUCGGACCUCCUUGAAUUCUUAGGUCACUAUCAUUACUGCCUCAUAUAUGGUGGUGUGAACGCCUCAGACGAAUAUGAUGUUCGAAUACGAAAUUUAAUUAAACAGGUUUUACAGCUUGCAAAUCCUGUUUCAUUAAAUUUUGUAAUACGAAGUAAUUCCGUAUUAUGUGCCGGCAUGUCAUGUACACUAUGAUUCAUAGUGAGACUCUGGCGACUAAUACCCCUUGGAGUGGUUGUUUUUCAUCCUCUCCUCGUUCAUCAGUCAUUGUACUAUUACGGAUUGUAUAGUGAAUUAUACUGGAUAUAUAAACACAAGUGUUCUUUGGUGUUUCAUUUUUGAUCCAUAGAUAUCGCUAUGCCUUUCAAAGCAUCCCCAUCCGGUGAUGUUUUAUCUUCCGAAGUAGGUGAUGUCGAAAACGGCAAGGAAAAGACAAAAGUCCAGGCUAAGGUGGACAUAUCUUUGCUCAUUCAGUUCGUGAUACUGGGGUUUGUAGCGUUAGCCCCAUGGAACUUUGUGCUUGCUGAUAUCGAUUAUCUCGACAGGAAGUUUGGUCAUCACUUCGCCGCUACCACUCCUAUCUUUUACUCGAUCGCCGUCAACUUUGCACAGAUGCUCCUAAUUUGGGUCGGAAACAAGUUUACAUUCGCACCGCGUUUCGAUUGGGGUUGCAUCAUUCUGUCAAUCUUCAACAUCUUGUUGGCUGUUGUCGCUAUGUUGAUCGGCAAUGGUAACCCUGUCGAUGAUGCUGGUCUCGGUUAUGGUCUCGGUUUAUGUUGUGUCUUCCUACUUGGUUUUGGUCAUGCCGUCAUGGAAUCCUCCUCGUUUGGUCUAGCUGCAUUAUGCCCUCAAUCGUGUAUGAUUGCUGUCAUGACUGGCGAGGGCAUUGCCGGUCUCGUUGGUUGGCCUCUGAACAUGCUUCUACAAGUUAUAAUGGAAGCUGGUAAUGUGCCACGAAGAGAGGAAUGGCAAUGCCUGGUAUUCUUCUGUGUUACCUCUGCUAUUACCAUGUUCAUUGUUCCAAUGUUCCGUGUAUGGACUUCGAAACAUCCCUUCAUGGCUGAGGUCUUGAAGAUCGAGGCGAAGAGGUCCAAGGAGACUUUGACACAUCGUCAGACUAGACGACCUGUGUGGGCGAUCGUUAAAGAUGUGGCGCCUAUGGCGUUCUGUGCUUGGUGCAGUCUGGGCGUCACCUUCGUCGUUUUCCCUGCUCAAGUUGUCUUGUGGCGAUCCCAGGAUCCUAACAAUGAUGGUUUUGUGCCGCAGGUCAUCUAUACUUUCCAAGUGGUCGAUACUGUUGGGCGAUUCUUACCUAGCUUUGGUAUCUCCAUGCCGAACUUGCUCCUUGCGUGCUUCGUACUUGGGAGAAGUAUCUUCAUCCCGUUAUUCAUUUGCACGAGUCUCUAUCCUACUGUUAAGCCUUUCUAUUGGGAUUGGUUCAAGCAUGUGGACAUGGCUCUCUUUGCUUUGACUAAUGGGAUGGGCUGUACCAUUUCGAUGGUUAAGGGUCCUUCUCGUGUAAGUCAGGAUAAGGCCGAGCAAGAGGUUGCAGGGUAUACCAUGGCCUUCGCUUUGAUCUUUGGUAUUUUGUGCGGCAGCGUGUUCGGCCUUUGUGCUCAUAUUGGCUUGGGUCAGUAGGCAUUUUAAUGUUAUGUCGUGUCUCUCGACUUAUUGAUCUGUAUCAAUCGUCAGCGCUUCAGUUGUAUCUUGACUCAGUAGUCCUGUAUGGAUCUCAUGCUUAUUUUAUUCUGUUCAUGUGUCAUACAGAUGAGAAGUAUUUAUCUUAUUCAAUGUGAUCAGGCCCCAUGUCAAUAUCUUGUCCCUGUGCAUUAUGUUGCUAGGCCGAAUCUGUGCGACGUUGUUGAGGUCUAUUACCUGGGAUCGGUUGCUCCCGACUCUAGUUCGAUCUCGAUUGUGCCAACUGUUUGCUAUGGUCACAGUGUUGGUCGAUUCAGUGUCCAAUCUGAAUAAGGUUUUGUCUAAGGUCGUCCUUGUCUUCACUAGUCACAAAAAGUCACGACAGUGUCUAAUCUCGUGGUUAUGAAGAAAUCAUCUUAUUGUGAUGUACCCGGUU